AUGGGUCAUUUGAGGUCGGCGUGUACAGAGAAAUCCAAAUAUAUAUUCUGUAGCCGAUGUUCGUCAAAAUCACAUACCGAAGAAACAUGCCCUAGUAUAUGGAGGAGUUAUAAGGUCAUCAGAUCAGGCGAUUCACAAUAUCCUGCAAGUAUUAGCUGUUACAACUGUGCUGGAGCUGGUCAUUAUGGUGACGAUUGUCCUUUACCAAGACCAGUACUGUUACGAUACCGAGAAGCUACUGCUUUCUGUGUCGAGAGCUUGGCGCCAAAAUUCCAAAAGAAAUAUCAUGAAGAGUUGCGAAAUUUCAAACCUGAUUUUAAGCAGGCUGAGUCAUACAGACCUCCAUCUAUGACCACCUCUGGAUCGCAAAAUUUAAAUCGCAAAGCAUCUUCAAGAUCAAUUAGAUCAAAUGCAAGUUCUAGAAAUGAUCAUUAUUCGCGAGACUAUCGUAGUACGAUCAGUAGUGGAAGAGGUAGUAGGGAUUAUGAUCGGGAUUAUAAUGGAGAUCGUGGAUAUGGUAAUAAUGGCAGCUAUGGCAGCAGUUAUAGUCGUGGGCAUGAGUACUCUCAGUCUCAUAACCACUUUGGUAACAGCAGUCGUAGCCAGCGCUCUUUUUCGCCACCACGCAGCUCUCAACGUAGUUUUGGGAGCCGUAUUCAAAAAGCUGCAAGCUCAGCCCGAAAUGCCUUCAAAAGAAACAGAUGA
Molecule: messenger RNA, 705 nt
Organism: Sugiyamaella lignohabitans
Lineage: Eukaryota; Fungi; Ascomycota; Dipodascomycetes; Dipodascales; Trichomonascaceae
Gene: AIR1
Product: Air1p
Exons: 1
Coding region: 1-705 (234 amino acids)
Molecular function (GO): nucleic acid binding; zinc ion binding
Source: RefSeq, a predicted model, not a curated record